ACUACCCGCCACACAGGUACUCAGUAUUCUCCCUCGACAUGCUCCCUCUCCGCUCCCCUUAUCCUUUUCCUCAUCCGUCUCUCUCUCUAGCAUGCUGUCAUCCUCCGCGUUCCAAGAAGAGGAGGACGAGGACGACGACGUCUGAUAAGCCAUAAAGCAAUUGGGAUUCAGGAGCAGGUGCGAAGACCAGGCACCAAAUGGCAUUCUUGUUGCCGCAGCUUAAGUGCCCGGUUGCAUCUUUAGACGCCCGGUUGAGAUCCCCUCACUACACUCUCCACUUGAAUGCUAGGGUCCUUGUUCAUUUCAAGACACACUGUUCUUCAUCACAGAUAAUGACAGUGAUUGAGAAGCUGCAUAUACCAACCUUGGAAGGUCAUUUCAAGCCAUUAGGAUCUACAAAACCCUUGACGUAUAUUGGGGUUGUUGGUCCACCUGGAAAGAGGAAAGGGGAAGAAACCUUACCAAAAGAAGCAUUUCUAACAAGUGACGAGGCAGUAAUAGCUGCAGCUGCUGCGGAGGCAGUUGCUAUUGCAAAAGCAGCAGUUGAAGUUGCCAAAGAAGCAGCUCAGUUGCUGGAAAGUGACCUAUGUUUGAAAUUAGACAAAUCAAAUGAUUCUGCAUCUGGAGAUGAAAAAUUUAGAUAUGAGGUAAUUAAAUUAUCUGACAUAGAGCAAACCAGGCACAAUCAUUCUGCCACAACAGUAACCGAACCCCUUGAAGGGCAUAUCACAAAGAAUUUAUCUCAGGAUACGAGCAUUUCUGAUUUCAUGAGAAAUGAGCUUGAUCUCAUGCAAAACAUAGCUGUGCGAUCUAAGCGUCAAGUAGAAAGAAGGGCCAGAAGAGCUAGGCUGACUGAAACGGCUAUUGCUCCUUUUGCUUCUGUUAAGUCAGGAUCAUCUGGAAAGAAAAAGCGUGCUGCAUUGCAGGAGGUUGAUUAUUCUGAUCCUUUACAUUACCUUAGAAAUACAACAAGCUCAGCAAAGCUUCUCACAUCUGCUGAAGAGCAAGAGUUUUCAGAAGGAAUUCAGGACCUACUAAAGCUUGAGAGAAUCCAAGAGGAGCUUGUAGAAAGAUUUGGCAGACAACCAACUUCUGCAGAAUGGGCUGUAGCAGCUGGACUUGAUACAAAGACCCUGAGGCAGCGACUAAACUAUGGAACUCAUUGCAAGGACAAGAUGAUCAAAAGUAACAUAAGACUCGUUAUUUCAAUUGCAAAAAAUUUUCAAGGUGCAGGGAUGAGCAUCCAGGAUCUUGUUCAGGAGGGAUGUCGAGGCCUAUUAAGGGGUGCUGAGAAGUUUGAUGCUUCAAAAGGAUUUAAAUUUUCUACAUAUGCACAUUGGUGGAUCAAACAAUCUGUUCGAAAAUCUCUUUCUGAUCAAUCUAGAACAAUACGCUUACCAUUCCAUAUGGUGGAGGCAAGUUAUCGAGUUAGAGAAGCAAGAAAGCAGCUCUAUAUUGAGAAUGGAAAGCAUCCUGACAAUGAGAAAGUAGCAGAGGCAGCUGGGCUGACCAUGAAGAGGUUUACAGCGGUUAUGCUAGCCCCUAAAGCCCCCAUCUCUUUGGAUCAGAAAAUCGGAAUAAACGAAUCUUUAAAACCUUCGGAAAUAGUGUCAGAUCCAGAAGCAUUAACUCCAGAGGAGAUACUUGUUAAGCAAUUCAUGAAGGAGGAUCUGAACAAAACUCUUGAUUGCUUGAACCAGAGGGAACAGAAGGUGGUUCGAUGGAGGUUCGGAAUGGAGGAUGGAAGGAUGAAGACCCUACAGGAAAUUGGAGAGCUAAUGGGUGUUAGCAGAGAGAGAAUCAGGCAGAUUGAAUCCUGCGCCUUCAGGAAACUGAAGACCAAGAAGAGAACUAAGAAUUUACGACAAUAUAUGUACUUGUGAGUUGUUUUCAAUUCAUAAUUAUUUUUAGUUCACCCUCCUGUAUUCUUUUUUCGUCCAGCAUUCCCAUCACAUUUUUAGCUGCAAUAUCUUGAGACUCAUAGAUCAUGAAACUCCCAAUGAAACCGGCAUUUUAGAGCGAUUUAUAUUUCAUAAAUAUCUGGAAAGAUGCCAGAUUUUUUUGUGAGGAAA
Dendrobium catenatum is the source of this 2072-nucleotide messenger RNA. RefSeq names its product RNA polymerase sigma factor sigB. Bases 198 to 1883 code for a protein of 561 amino acids. Gene Ontology annotation, biological process: regulation of DNA-templated transcription; DNA-templated transcription initiation. The record is from RefSeq and is a predicted model, not a curated record. Lineage: Eukaryota; Viridiplantae; Streptophyta; Magnoliopsida; Asparagales; Orchidaceae. The transcript is spliced from 7 exons. Gene Ontology annotation, molecular function: DNA-binding transcription factor activity.